AAAGAGUAUAAUAUUAAUUACCUUUCUGUUUCCGUUACUUUCCACUCUUUAUAAAUAUGUAUGAGAACUAAACAUAUCAUCACAGAUCAAACAUUUUCCAACUACCAUAUCAAACUGUAUCAUCUUCACCUCACCAUGGCCUCAGUAACUUCCAUCCUUAAAUUCUUCUCACUACUAGCCGCCUCAUUUGCCAUUGUUCAAAUGGCAAUGGCAGGAGACCCAGACAUAGUUUCUGAUUUCUUAGUCCCAUCAAAUACGACCGGAGUUGAUGGUGCAUUCUUCACAUUCACUGGCAUGCGUUCCCUUAUUGGUGCUGAACCACCUACUGCUUUCAAGGUCUUGAAAGCGAGCAUGGCAGAAUUCCCUGCUCUCAAUGGACAGAGUGUUUCUUAUGCUGUCCUUCAGUACCCUGCCGGUGCUCCAAACCCACCUCACACUCAUCCUCGCUCAGCUGAGCUACUUUUCCUCGUCUAUGGAUCUCUCCAAGUAGGAUUCAUCGACACCACUAACAAGCUCUUCGCUCAGACACUGCAAACUGGUGAUUUGUUUGUAUUUCCUAAGGGACUUGUUCACUUCCAAUACAAUGCAGAUGCACAGAAACCUGCUUUUGCAAUUUCAGCUUUCGGAAGUGCAAAUGCAGGGACUAUAUCACUUCCCAACACCAUAUUCACCACUGGCAUUGACGAUAACAUCCUGGCUAAAUCCUUCAAGACUGAUGUUGCCACCAUUCAGGCUAUCAAGGCUGGUCUUGCACCCAAGUCCUGAGUGUAGGCAUCCUCAUCAUUACUUUCUUUCAUACCAUUCGUUUGUUGUCAUGUUAUUUCAGCUACUAUUAUUCCUCUUUUGUUCAGUAUCCUUGAUUGAGUGUUGAAUAACCUGCCUAAGAACUCACAAGGAUAGAAAUUGUUCAAUUGUACUAGCUUAAUGUAACUUUGUUACACAGUUAAUAA
Hevea brasiliensis (rubber tree) is the source of this 950-nucleotide messenger RNA. RefSeq names its product germin-like protein 9-3. Lineage: Eukaryota; Viridiplantae; Streptophyta; Magnoliopsida; Malpighiales; Euphorbiaceae. Bases 61 to 765 code for a protein of 234 amino acids. Gene Ontology annotation, cellular component: cell wall. The record is from RefSeq and is a predicted model, not a curated record. The transcript has a single exon. Gene Ontology annotation, molecular function: manganese ion binding.